CCAGCGGUCCCUUCAACCUCCGGGUUGUAAGGUUGACUGCUGAGGCAGUUCGUUCGUUCUAUGGAGCCACCAGCCUUUCGUGGGUAAAUUCAUGGUGUCAAUUUCCGAUCGACAGAUCUCAGAGUAAUUGGGCACCAUGAAGCUUGAAUUCGCUGUAACAGGCUUGAGCUCAGUGGACGGUGUUCCGAAGACGUCACAUUCCAAAUCCUUUCGCCGAGACCGUCGGUUGGUGAGGUUAAGGGCUAACCGUUUCGACUACAUCACGAUUCUUUUGGGGGUUUAUACUGGGGAAGAUUUUAGAUCUGCGGAUGCUUGGUAUGGGAAUAACGGGCUUGGAGCUUGGGCAUACAAAGGCGGAGGUGUAAGGAGGGGGCAUGGAAAUAAUAUGGAGGUUCCGUAGUGGUCGCCUCCACCUUGUGCUUGUUUAUUCUGAUAUAGCAGAUGCCUUCGUUUGAAUGAUCCCGCCAGCUUUUUCCGUCUUGAUUAUUUUGCUCUGCAGAGAUUUUUCUCGCUCCUUCCUACAUCAAAGUGCCCACAGUCUUGCGAACUACCACUUACUGCCUGAACACUAGCUGUACUGUCGUUGCAUAUGUUGACCGCAGCCGUGUCCUCUUUUCCCGCGGUGUUCGAAGUACCCAUGGAGGCUGAAAUCAUAUCGAACCAAGUGGAAAAGUCUUCUCAAUGUCUUCAAGGAUUGCCAGCCGUCAACCUCCCUCGGUCUCUCGGAGUUCUUGAUGCACCGGUGGCUUCGAUCGAUACCUGCAUUCCGUGGUGACUGACAAGUAAACAGUGCUUCCAACCUGGGGCUUCGUUGAGCGGGACGAUCAUACAAAGUGUUCCAAGGUCCAAGAUCGACAUGUAUAUUUACGGACAGUUCUCGGUGCAAUCUUCUGUUAGUACGCACUCAGUAUGAGUGUCGAAGCCGCAUAAGGCGCUCCGGUAUGUAGAAUCUGGCCCGUGUGCUUUGGUCAUCCAAACCUUCGUCUCCGUGCCAUGGCCGUUGAUGGCGUUGUGCAAUGCAGCAUCCACGUCAGAUUUAGUCGAUAUUAUCCCCUCAUUCUAUCAAUCGAUAGCUGGUAAACAGCUUAACAGUACAUUUGUUUAGUCUCGAUCCUCUAAAGUCACAUAUCGAUCCAGUCAUGGAACGAGUUUAAAAUCCCACCGUUCCUGAUGAGUUAAUCCAAGGUCUUGCCUCCCACCGCUAUGGAGCCGAGGUAACCGUAUCAUCUGUCUUUAUUCCUACCUUUUGCAUUUACAUCGACUGGCUUCAGGUAUUGACGUACCUCAAUGGGCAAGGUUCGUCUCAUGUUGAACCAUUGGUGGAAUUCCUGCCUCGGUAGCUGGCCGUCCACCAUCAUCAGAUGAUCAAAUGUGGACAAGCACAAGCAGUAAAGGCAGAAGAAUUCAAGGAUAAAGUGCCGGAUCAUGGAACGGACCGAUAGAAGUUUGCUACUGUACAGUACAGGAUGACAGUUUAUGGGGACCCCACCGUCCCACGGUGUUGUUCCUGCGUGGCUGCCAUGCCAUUGCGGGGUUGCGUGACCCCUCAUUUUCUUCCAUUGGCCAAGCCCACAGCUCAUCUCCUGUCACUGCUGCACGCUGCAAGCGAGCCUGAACGACGUUCCCUCGGAACCACCAAUCAACCCUACAACACCAAAAAAGUCAUCCGUGCCGGCAUUUAUAUCGACAAGCAUAUAACCCCACACUCUUCGGCCCAGCUACCGAAUGCGACAUAGACUUAGCCCUACUUUCUGCCCAAGUCUCUUUCCUGCCGAACAACUUCUCUUUUCUCGCCGAGGAACCCUGUCAUACUUGCCGCUUCACCAAUUCCCCUUCUCAUAGACUAUGAUAGAGUUUGACGGGCAAGGUACGCCUUCUGGAGGAAGCCAUCGUCACCUGCAGAUUCAAACCUUCAUUUCGCCGAGAAUACCCUCCAGCGCUUAGGCCAGGCCAGCGGCGAUUGUUGACUUGCAUGGGGAUAUCGGCCCUAUGAUCAAUAGCACAGCGAGUGCAGAGAUUACCACUCAUCCCUGAAAAGAAGAUCCAUGAUAUAAAGACAUCAUGGAUACCGUACCUUCAACUUUCUUUUCCUCACUCAUCCCCUCCCUCAACAUCACAUCCCUGAGUUCAACUUUCACUCAGCCCAUCAUGUAUUCUCUAUCUUCUCUUGUGGUUCUCGGCAGCCUUGCGAUCCAAGCAGUCUUCUCACUCCCAGAUCCAAGUCGGGUCCAGGAGCGAGAAGCCAAGAUACUGAAGCGAUCGGUGGACUCAUUCAUUGCAACUGAGAGUCCGAUUGCCCUUCGCAACAUGCUGUGCAAUAUCGGAUCUGAUGGCGCUUGUGUGCCAGGAGCGAGAUCUGGUGUGGUCAUUGCUGGACCAGGAAAAGCGAAUCCUGAUUACUUUUACACCUGGACCCGCGACUCGGCAUUGACGUUCAAGUGUAUUGUUGAUACUUUCGUCAGCAGUUAUUCGGCAUCUCUCCAAACGGAAAUUGAGAACUACAUCACUGCGCAAGCAUAUCUCCAAACCGUGUCCAACCCAUCUGGUGGUCUUUCCAGUGGUGGUCUAGGUGAACCCAAGUACAACGCUGAUCUAUCUGCUUUCACUGGCUCUUGGGGUCGGCCGCAGAGGGAUGGUCCUGCACUUCGUGCCACGGCUUUGGUUACUUACGCCAAGUGGCUCAUCGAUAAUGGCUACACUUCUACUGCAAGCUCAUUGGUGUGGCCUGUCAUCCAGAACGAUCUCUCUUAUGUCACGCAGUACUGGAAUCAGACAGGCUUUGAUCUCUGGGAAGAAGUCAGCGGAUCUAGCUUUUUCACUGUCGCUGCACAACAUCGUGCACUUGUAGAGGGUAGCGCUUUGGCGAAACUCCUUGGCAAGACUUGCACAUAUUGUGAUUCUCAAGCACCCCAAGUUCUCUGCUUUUUGCAAAGAUUCUGGGGUCCUUCUCAAGGAUAUGUGAUUGCCAACAUCAACCAGAAUAGUGGUCGAUCUGGCAAAGAUGCCAACACCAUUCUUGGGUCGAUUCAUCUUUUUGAUCCUACCGCAGCUUGUGAUGCGACAACAUUUCAACCCUGCUCCGAUCGCGCCUUGGCAAAUCACAAAGUUGUGACGGACUCCUUCCGGUCUAUCUACACCAUCAACUCAGGAAUUGCUCAGGGAACAGCUGUCUCUGUUGGCCGAUAUCCUGAGGAUAGCUAUUUCGGCGGGAAUCCCUGGUAUCUCAACACUCUCGCUGCCGCUGAGCAACUCUAUGACGCGCUGUAUACUUGGAACAGACAAGGUUCCAUCACCAUCACUUCGACCUCGCUCGCAUUCUUCAAAGACCUGGUCUCGUCAGCUGCUGUCGGAACCUACGCAUCCUCAACCUCAACCUACACCACUCUCUAUAAUGCCGUGAAAACAUACGCUGAUGGCUACGUCAACGUCGUUGCAACCUACGCACAGUCCAACGGCUCCCUCUCAGAACAAUUUUCAAGGUCGAACGGAACCCCGCUAUCAGCCUAUGAUCUGACUUGGUCAUAUGCAGCCUUCCUCACAGCAGCCGAACGCCGCGCAGCAAUCUUUCCCUAUCCCUGGGGCGAAAUAACCGCCUCCAGCGUCCCCUCAGUCUGCUCCUACACUUCCGCCUACGGAACUUACUCCACAGCAUCCACCGGCACCUGGCCACCAAACCAGACUCCCAUCUCUGGAUCCCCUACAACCACAACCGCAACCGGCAGCAAUCCAACAACAACUAGAACCGAAUCCAGCACCAGCACCUCAGCGGCAUGCACACCCGCCUCCAGCGUCGCUGUAACAUUCCGUGAAACCGUCACAACAGUCUACGGCCAAACCAUCAAGAUCGCAGGCAGCGUCGCCGAGCUCGGUAACUGGAACACAGCGAAUGCAGUUGCGCUCUCGGCCAGCGAAUAUACAUCCAGCUCACCGAUAUGGAAAGGUACUGUCACGUUUGCGGCGGGAACGGUCAUCGAGUAUAAGUAUAUCAAUGUAGCGAGUGAUGGGGCGGUUACAUGGGAGAAGGAUCCGAAUCAUACGUAUACGGUGCCGGCGAGUUGUGCCACGGCUGUUACGGUUAAUAACUCAUGGCAGUCGUAGAUGGGGAUGGGGGUUUAGCUACGAGAAAGGUAAAUGGUGUGUAUUGAGAUGAAUUGGAUGGUGUGGGGUGGGUUGGUGACAUGAGUACAGGACCCAGAGGUACAUAAGGCAGCUAAGAAGGCUUUCCUGGAGUUCAUUCUUAAGGAUUCUGAUCAAAACUAGAUAAAUUGAAUGAAUAUUGCUGAUGAGGCAUGAUUGAUUCGGUUUCUUCCCCCGUACCGGGCUUUGGCACAGGAUACCAUGAUAAUGCUUCGGUCCAGUCGAAAACAUCCCUGAGGCACGCUUCCGUUAGGAGAGUUUGUUGUUGCUUUGCGAGAGCUGGGGAGAUGCGCAUUGCAGAACUCCAAGUUGGAAGGUCUGACGACUAUUCUGUCUAUGUGGAGUGCUGGGGAGAGAGCGGAUGGGUACAGUAAGGCUUGGAGCUUGAUAAGCUUAGGCAUGUCAGGAGUGGGCGGGCGUUGAAGACUGUGGAAUCUGUCAUAAUUGCAGUUGCAUAAGGAGCUACUACAGAGAGAGAGAAUCUCCUAUAUAAAGGGGUAGCGUACUCAGUAGUACGGCCUAUAGUACUGAGUCUACGCCUACAAUCCCUAUAUUUCUAAUAGCCC
Cadophora gregata is the source of this 4703-nucleotide messenger RNA. RefSeq lists its product as uncharacterized. Gene Ontology annotation, biological process: polysaccharide catabolic process. The transcript has 4 exons. Lineage: Eukaryota; Fungi; Ascomycota; Leotiomycetes; Helotiales; Ploettnerulaceae. Gene Ontology annotation, cellular component: fungal-type vacuole. Gene Ontology annotation, molecular function: starch binding; glucan 1,4-alpha-glucosidase activity. The record is from RefSeq and is a predicted model, not a curated record. The coding region runs from base 2062 to 4098 and encodes 678 amino acids.